CAUUUAGCUAGCAGCCAAUGUACGCAUGCAAACAAAACGGCGGCAGAAGGUGACACCCUGGAUGCUGAUAUUCCCUGCAUAGGACAUCACAUGUGGCCCCCUCUUGACAAAUCCUGGUCCCCCCCCCUAAUGUGAUCCUCGACAGCUCUCUCCAGUCCCUGCGGAAUUGAAAGCAUGUCCAGUCAGACAGGAGCAGCGGCCCCCCUGCGCUUCGGCCAGGUGGUCAUUGGACCCCCGGGCUCAGGUAAGACCACCUACUGUCAGGGAAUGCAGGAGUUUCUUACUCAGCUUGGACGCAAGGUGGUCGUGGUGAACAUGGACCCGGCCAACGAAAGACUGCCGUACACCUGUGCUGUAGACAUCUCUGAGCUCAUCACUCUGGACGAUGUGAUGGAGGGCUUGAAGCUUGGGCCCAACGGCGGGCUCCUCUACUGUAUGGAGUAUGUUGAAGCAAAUCUGGACUGGUUCGAGAAUAAGCUGAAGGAGCACAGUGACUGUUACUUCUUGUUUGACUGUCCUGGACAAGUGGAGCUCUACACACACCAGAGUUCAGCCAAGAAUAUAUUCUCACAGCUGGCCAAGUGGAAUUUCAGGCUGACAGCCGUGCACCUUGUGGACUCUCAUUACUGCGCUGACCCAGCCAAGUUCAUCUCGGUGCUCUGUACCUCCCUGUCCACCAUGCUGCACGUGGAGCUUCCCCAUGUCAACAUCCUCUCCAAGAUGGACUUGAUUGAGCAGUAUGGCAAACUGGCCUUCAACCUUGACUUCUACACAGAGGUCAUGGAUCUGACCUAUCUUCUGGAUCACCUGGCUGCUGACCCCUUCUUUAAGAAAUUCCACCAUCUAAAUGAAAAGUUGGCAGAGGUCAUCCAAGAUUACAGCCUCGUCUCAUUUGUGCCUCUCAGUGUACAGGACAAAGAGAGCAUGAUUCAGGUCUUACGAGCAGUGGACAAAGCCAAUGGUUACUGCUUUGGAGACCUGGAGGAGAGGAAUCUGCAGGCCAUGAUGUCAGCUGCUGUGGGUGCAGACUUCCAGUUCGACUCUACUCUUGGAGUGCAAGAGCGAUAUGUUGAAACCGGGGGAAAGACUGUGGAGGAAGAAAUGAUGCAUCUGUAAAUUGAAAAUCCCAAAUAAAUGGACAAAACUGGUUGCCUUUUUAGCCUCAGUAUACCAGGGGAGUAUUGGCAACAUCCAUCUAACUUGGCCUGGAUUCUGAGCCUCUCUACAAAAGUGGCAGCGGGGAGAUGGGAACUAAAUUUGGGUGCUGUAGAUGCUUCAAGGUUGCACCAUACCUCAUAAAAAUAUCAAUAAGGACAACUGAAGGGAGUAAAUGCAAAGCUAUACAGGGACAUUUUCAAUAAAUGCCUUUGCAUGUCUUGAAAUGUAUCAAAUGUAAAAGCCCUAAUUUAUGUUUUGUUAUGUUAAAUGUUUGUGCUCUCUUUAUUUUUUAGAAAACAAAAAUAUCCACAUGGGUGUUCAUCAUUGGGAGGUCAUAUUCAUUCUUUAACAAUUAAGUUACUGUAAUUAAUAUAAGCAUUGUUUUUGGG
Molecule: messenger RNA, 1547 nt
Organism: Anoplopoma fimbria (sablefish)
Lineage: Eukaryota; Metazoa; Chordata; Actinopteri; Perciformes; Anoplopomatidae
Gene: gpn2
Product: GPN-loop GTPase 2
Exons: 6
Coding region: 175-1116 (313 amino acids)
Cellular component (GO): cytoplasm
Molecular function (GO): GTPase activity
Source: RefSeq, a predicted model, not a curated record